Molecule: messenger RNA, 6475 nt
Organism: Ziziphus jujuba (common jujube)
Lineage: Eukaryota; Viridiplantae; Streptophyta; Magnoliopsida; Rosales; Rhamnaceae
Product: homeobox-DDT domain protein RLT2
Exons: 18
Coding region: 870-6209 (1779 amino acids)
Biological process (GO): regulation of transcription by RNA polymerase II
Molecular function (GO): DNA binding
Source: RefSeq, a predicted model, not a curated record
CUUGAAAAAGAGGAAGAGAGAGAAAAGAAAGUCUCACCACACAAACAAACCCACAAAACCCCCAUUUGUGAAUUGAAUCAAAUCAGCUUACGCCCUCUCGCUCUCUAUCUAUCUCUCACUCCCAAAAUUUCAAAAGCCAAUCUGACAAAACAAAACAAUACCCAUCUCUCUCUCUCUCUCUCUCUCUCUAUUAAACCUCAAUUUUAUUAUAUUUUCACAUUACUAUUACCAACCCGCUUUUAUAUUAAAAGAAAUUUAUAAAUUAGAUAAAAGAAGGAAAAAAAGAAAAAGAAAAAGAAAGAAAUGGGAGAGAGAAAGACUGUUCUUUCAUUUGCUCAAAGUACUUAUUGUUGUUGUACUAAUUGUUGUUGGUGGUGGGAUUGUAAUUGUUGUUUUUAUUGUUUCGCUUUUAAAUCUAAAAUCAAAAUCACCUUCGUUCGAGUUGGGUGUGUGUUUUUAUAUUUUAUUUUCCUCUCAAUCAAACGCCAAUUUCUUAAACACUGCUUCGACUAUUUUAUUAAUUGUUGUGUUUAUAUUUCGUUUUUUGUUAUUCCCCAAAUUUCACCGCACAUCUCAGUCACGCUCCCACGCACGAACUCUCUCUUCGAUUGAGUUAUCGAAAAGUCUUUUUUAGAGAGAGAAAUUUAUUUUCGUCAUUUUCCUUUACCCGUCAAAACCACGAAGCAGAAAUCUUGUACCCAAAAACGGGGGAAGCUUAACCCUUAUUUUGGAUUGUGAGCGAGAGAGAGAGAGAGAGAUGUUUCGCUGCUGCUUCAUCUGGGUGUGCCAGUUCUGAUUUUUAUAGGAGUGAGGAGGUUUUGUUUGAUUUCGUGGGUUCUUGGUGCUGAGAGUGAGCUUGAAGAUCAACAAUGGAGGCUGGUUCCGAGGGAGAGAAGAAGAAGCCGCCUGAGGGAGAGAAUAAGACCAAGCGCAAGAUGAAGACUGCUUCGCAAUUGGAGAUACUUGAAAAAACUUAUGCAGUGGAGUCGUAUCCGUCAGAGUCGUUGAGAGCUGAGUUAUCGUCAAAAUUGGGACUUUCUGAUCGCCAAUUGCAGAUGUGGUUCUGUCACCGGAGGUUGAAAGACCGGAAAGUGGCGCCGGUUAAGCGGUCACGGAAGGAAUCUCCAGUGGUGGUGGGGAUAGAGGGUGGGAGUGGGGGGAAAAUGGUGGUGGGUGAUGUGGGUAAUGAACAUAUUUCUGGGUUGGGUUUGGGUUCAAGUUCAUUUGGGCACUCUGUGGAUUCACGGCGAGUUCUUGCCCGACCAUCAUUGGCCGUUCCAAGGAUUGGAGGUGAUAUUCCGUUUAUAAAGAGGUACUAUGAGCCACAGCAGUCCAUAGUGGAGCUUCGAGCUAUUGCUUUUGUGGAGGCGCAGUUGGGAGAGCCGUUGAGGGAGGAUGGGCCAAUUUUGGGAAUGGAGUUUGAUCCUUUGCCACCGGAUGCAUUUGGCACACCCAUAGGAACAUCAAUCGUUGGGCAGCAGAAGCAAUCUGCACGAUCUUUUGAUGCAAAAAUAUAUGACCAGUCUGAUGCUAAAUCUGUCAAGGUUGCUGCAAGGGCUCUUCACGAGUACCAGUUUAUUCCAGAGCAACCAACUGUUAGACUUGAUUCAUAUGAAAGAUUCACCCCAUCUUAUCAGUAUGGUUCACCUUUGGAUGGUCCAAAUGCCAAGACUUCAUCAAUACCCACUGGGCACUUGUUCAUUCAUGGAAAUGAACAAUUACCCUCUGGGUAUGGAUUUCAAGGUCAGAUAACUGGUCUAAAUCUUUUGUCUCAGCAAGGCAGGCCAAAUCACUUGUUGCCAUCUAUUUCAGGAGAGUAUGACAAAGUCCAAAGAAAGAACACAAAAAUUAAUAUGGAUGCUCACCCAAUUAGUCAACUGGAAAAUCCAUUUAUGUUGUCUGACAGAAGGGUCACUCAUGAUGAGGAUGUUAUACGAGUUGAGAGGAAGCGCAAGAGCGAAGAGGCAAAAAUAGCGCGUGAAGUUGAAGCCCAUGAGAAAAGGAUUAGAAAAGAGCUUGAGAAACAAGAUAUAUUGAGGCGAAAGAGGGAGGAGCAAAUAAGGAAAGAAAUGGAGAGGCAUGACCGUGAGAGGCGGAAGGAGGAAGAGAGACUAUUGCGUGAAAAGCAAAGAGAGGAGGAGAGAUACCAAAGGGAGCAAAGGCGUGAGCUGGAGCGUAGAGAGAAAUUCUUGCUGAAGGAGUCCAUUAGAGCUGAAAAAAUGAGGCAAAAAGAAGAAUUACGCCGAGAAAAAGAGGCAGCAAGGCUUAAAGCUGCCAAUGAGAGAGCUAUUGCGCGCAGAAUUGCUAAGGAAUCAAUGGAAUUGAUUGAAGAUGAACGCCUGGAACUGAUGGAGUUAGCUGCAUCAAGCAAGGGACUGCCCUCUAUAGCAUCGCUCGAUUAUGAAUCUUUGCAAAAUCUUGACUCGUACAGAGACAUGCGAAAUUCAUUUCCUCCCAAAUCUGUGCAUUUGAAAAGGCCUUUUGCAAUUCAACCGUGGGCAGGUUCUGAGGAGAACAUUGGUAAUCUUCUUAUGGUAUGGAGGUUCUUAAUUACUUUUGCUGAUGUUCUUGGACUUUGGCCAUUUACGCUGGAUGAAUUUAUUCAAGCUUUUCAUGACUAUGAUUCAAGGUUGUUGGGUGAGAUUCAUGUUUCUCUUCUGAGAUCCAUCAUUAAAGAUAUUGAAGAUGUAGCAAGAACACCGUCCAUGGGUUUGGGAGCAAAUCAAAAUGGUACUGCUAACCCUGGAGGUGGUCAUCCAGAGAUUGUCGAAGGGGCCUAUGCUUGGGGUUUUGAUAUUCGGAGCUGGCAGCAUAACUUAAAUCCAUUGACAUGGCCUGAAAUAUUGCGGCAGUUUGCUUUAUCAGCUGGAUUGGGGCCUCAACUGAAGAAAAGGAAUGUUGAACCCGUAUGUCUUCGUGAUGAUAAUGAGGGUAAUGAUGGUAAAGAUAUAAUUUCUAAUUUACGCAAUGGAGCAGCUGUAGAAAAUGCUUUUGCUAUAAUGCAAGAAAGGGGCUUUUCUAAUCCACGUAGAUCCAGACAUCGGUUGACUCCUGGAACUGUUAAAUUUGCAGCAUUUCAUGUUCUUUCUCUAGAGGGGAAUAAGGGUCUUACUAUAUUGGAAGUUGCAGACAGGAUUCAGAAAUCUGGUCUUCGGGAUCUUACGACAAGCAAGACACCAGAAGCCUCUAUUGCUGCUGCUUUAUCCAGGGAUUCAAAACUUUUUGAGAGGACAGCUCCCUCGACUUAUUGUGUGCGCGCUUCAUAUAGGAAGGAUCCAGCUGAUGCUGAGUCAAUACUUGCUUCAGCCAGGGAAAGAAUCCGGAUUUUUAAAAGUGGGGUUUUGGAUGGAGAAGACGCUGAGGAUGCUGAAAGAGAUGACGAUUCUGAAAGUGAUGCUGCAGAGGAUCCUGAGGUUGAUGAUUUAGGUACUGAAAUAAAUCCUAUCAAAGAGGCUGGGGAUUUUCAAGAAUUAAAUAAAUUCAAUGCAAAAACUCUCCUGGGAAAUGGAAAGGAGAGCAGUCAUCAUAUUUUGGAAACUCCAGAAAAAGAUCUUAGGAAUAUUGAUGAGGGUUUAUCUGCCAUAGAUUCUGAAGGUCAUGUCAAGAUGAAGGAUACUAGUUUGUCCUAUGGUCAAACUGGUCAAACCGUUGAUGUUGCUGGAAUGGAUGCAUCUACUAUUGAUCAAGAAGAUGCAGAUAUUGAUGGAAGCCACCUUGGUGAACCAUGGGUCCAAGGACUAAUGGAAGGUGAGUACUCUGAUCUUAGUGUUGAGGAGCGCCUUAAUGCACUUGCUGCCUUGAUUGGUGUGGCAAUUGAGGGGAAUUCAAUUCGCCUUAUACUUGAGGUACGUCUAGAAGCAGCAAAUGCUUUGAAGAAGCAAAUGUGGGCAGAGGUGCAACUUGAUAAACGUCGAAUGAAAGAAGAAUAUAUAAUGAGAAUGCAUUAUUCAUCACUCAUGGGGAACAAAUUUGAGCCUAAUGUGACCAAUUCAUCAGCAGGAGGUGGGCCAAGCCCAUUUCUUACCGUUGGUGACAAAAAUAAUGAGACAACAGUGGACCUUUCUGUCCAGGAAGAGCAGAUAAAUGAUCUUCAUACUGAGAAUAAUUAUAUUAGCAGUUUUCCCUCAGAAAGAAACCUGCAAAUGCAAGAAGUCCCUACUGGUCCAGAUAAUCACCUGUUUCCACAGUCAGGAUGUGCAGCUGAUAGGUCACGCUCCCAGUUAAAAUCUUAUAUUGGAUACAAAGCGGAAGAGAUGUAUGUAUAUAGGUCCUUACCACUUGGUCAGGAUCGAAGGCGAAAUAGAUACUGGCAGUUUAUUACGUCUGCUUCUCCAAAUGAUCCUGGCUGUGGUAGAAUCUUUGUGGAGUUACAAGAUGGUCGUUGGAGGCUUAUUGACUCUGAAGAGGGUUUUGAUGCUUUAUUGGCAUCUUUGGAUGUGCGAGGGAUUAGGGAAUCCCAAUUACAUACAAUGUUGCAGAAGAUUGGGGUUUCUUUCAAGAAAAUUGUUAAGAAAAGCAUGCUGCAUGAUAAUGUUGGAAGAGAAUGUGAACACAAUGUCAAGAAAGAAACCGUUGAAAUGACUCUUCACCCUGAUUUCAGCAUUGGUAAUGAUAGCCCUAGCAGCACCGUUUGUCUUGCUGAUUCUGAUAUGCUGGAGACAUCGACAUCUUUUGUAAUUGAGCUUGGCAGGAAUGAAAUCGAGAAAAAUAGUGCAUUGAAGAGAUAUCAAGAUCUUGAGAAGUGGAUCUGGAAAGAAUGCUUUAGUUCUUCAAUGAUUUGUGCCAUUAAGGAUGGGAAGAAAAGAUGCAAACAACUGCUGAACAUUUGUGAUUAUUGUAGUAGUAUCUAUUCUUCCGAAGACAAUCACUGUCCUUCUUGCCAUAGAAUCUAUGCUACAUCUGAGAGUGGCUUUAAUUUUUCUGAACAUUUGGCUCAAUGCAAAAGGAAACUUAAACUGGAAGAACAUUGUGCUUUGCAUGGUUCAUCGUUUGUUCCUCAGAGGAUAAGGAUGCUCAAAAUGCUAUUAUCCUUAGUUGAGGUUUCAGUACCACCAGAAGCUCUUCAAUCUCUUUGGACUGAAAGUCAUCGGAAAUCUUGGGGUAUAGAGUUAACCUCUUCAUCAUCAGCUAAAGACCUUCUUCAGGUUCUCACUGUUUUGGAAGGUGCUGUAAAGAGGGACUACUUGUCCUCAAAUUUUGAGACUACCAAUGAACUUUUGGAUUCUUCAAAUCCAGUAAGAUUUGCUGCUACUAAUUCCACCCUUUCCAAAUCAGUUACCAUACUUCCAUGGAUACCACUUACAACAGCUGCUGUGGCUCUAAGGCUUAUGGAGUUUGAUGCAGCCAUCUCUUACACAUUGCAGCAGAAAGUAGAGUCUAGAAAGAACAAGGAAUCUGGGGAUUUAAACAAGCAUCCAUCAACACAUGCUGUUCUUAAGAGCUCAGUCAGUGCCGAGACUCUGAGUACUACAUGUCAAGCCAACAAUCUUCAAGAAGAAAACUGGGCUGAUCCUGGGAUUGGCCUUGACAGCUUUGGCCGUGGAAGAGGUAGCCGAGGAGGAGCCUACGGGCGUACCCGUAGUGGGCGUUCACAGCGAAGAGCCAUUGGUUCUAGAGCUGAAUCUGUAAAGCAUAAUGCUGCCACAAACAAUGAGAGAUUGGGACAGGUACUGGAAUGGGAAGGGAGAUCACGUGGUCAUGGACAUAGGCGAGGUCGCCGGAGUAUUAGAAGCAGGCAGAAACCAUCUAAGAAGAUGGUUGAGAUUGGUGGAGAGAGAAGUUCCCCUAAAGAGGGAACAUCUGACAAGUCACCAAGAAGCUUGGUCAAUGCGUGGAAUAGGGUUGAAACCGCUAACUUUCAGUUGGAAGGUGCCGAAUUAGCAAGCAGUUCAGGAAGAUCAGAGUAUGAUGAUGAAAAUGGUCAAGCAUCAGAAGAUGAAUAUGAUGAUAUGGUGGUGGAUGACUAUGCCACUGGCUUAAAUGGCAAGUCUGAUGACUUACUGGAUGGAAGCGAUUACAAUGUCAACGGUGAUGAAGAUGAGGCUGAUGAUGAUGUUGAAGAUGAAGAGGAGGAUGGAGAAGGGGAUUUUGAUGUUGAUCGGUACAUAAACGGGGACUCGGAUGGAGAGGAAAACAGGGCUGGAGAUGAAGAGCAAAACAUGAAACUCAAUGAAGGCACUGGAUCCACAUCUUCUGAGUAUAGUGACUGAGAAAUCUACAAAUAUAGAUAAACUGACAUGUUGAUGUACAAGGGACGUCCAAUAGUUCAUUUGCAUCUUUUUGUUUUUGUUUAUGUGAUGCAAGAUAACCCAGUAGUCUGAUAGUGUAUUUAUGUACGACAAAAGGUGAAUUUGUCAAAGGGAGCACCUUACUGUACUGGAGAUCAAUAUGAAUGAAUAGUUCACACAACUCAAAGGGUGUUGGUUCUCUCAUGGUUCUUGUACGCUGUAUAAAAAAGGUAGAAUUUUCUUUUCUA